Molecule: messenger RNA, 4259 nt
Organism: Toxorhynchites rutilus septentrionalis
Lineage: Eukaryota; Metazoa; Arthropoda; Insecta; Diptera; Culicidae
Exons: 5
Coding region: 549-1652 (367 amino acids)
Cellular component (GO): membrane
Source: RefSeq, a predicted model, not a curated record
UCAUUCAUAACAUAUACUCGAAAUAUUCCGUACGCAUUCAGUCAAUAGGACUAACCUAGGUGCAUAAUCUGUUAGGUGAAUUGCGGAGGAAAUACUCUUUAGUAACAAACUAAAACAUUUCAAGUCUAUCGAGAUAAUAGCAUAAGCAAGUUCAACAAACGUGCGUCUCGAAAAAAUAAAACAAUCUGAUAAAGUAUAAUUGCUUCAAUAUUGUGCGGAUCAUCGAUCAGCAUUUGUAUAUAGUGAUUUCCACGGAUAUCUGAAAAAUAUGGAACACGUACCUUAUGGAACGUGGGAACUACGCCUUUGAGUAUGAAGGCAUAGAAUAUAUCUCAACCGAAGGGAAUAAGGUCGGAAGUUUAGCGGCAAUGCAGUUUGCAUAGAACAACAUCUCACGUCAGCCCUAGUUGUAUCGAUUUUUUACUAUCGAACAAACAUUUUGUUAUAGUGUGUUUUUUAUUUCAAAUGUGUUGGAAUAUAAUAUUCUUUAGAAAAUUGGUUUAAGUUAUUAAGAAUUACAGUGAAAUAUAAAUUAUAAAUGUGAACAAAUGAACUCUAUUUAUCGGAUCCAUUACCUGAAAAUGAUUGGCAUGAACCAAAUAGUAUGUGUAACGUGCACUAUAAUUAUUUCCUUAUCACUGGCAGCCAAUGAGCACGAAUAUUUUCCAGGACUAAGGAGGACCAAACCAAGCGAUGCGAAAGAAGCUCCAGAGUUUCUGAGAACAAUAAACGAACUCAUCGAGGAACAAGCACGCCGUCGAUUUUUGGAACAUCUCCAGCGGUUUCAUCUGAAUAGAAAUAUUUUACUGAGAACUGAUGCAGAGGAAGUAUCCCGACCCGCAUUUACCUAUCAACUGGCAAUGAAUGAUCACAUCGAACUGGACAAACCAAUUGAAUUUGCGGUCAAUCCAGGUGACCCUCGGUUCUUCGACCAUACACUGAGCGCCGACCCAAUCAGGCACAACAAUGAACCAGAUGAAAAGCCAGUUCGAGAACUUAUGAACGAGCUCAAUGUAAAUCUUCCCCCAUCACCACAGGACGUGAAACCAAAACAUCCUAUUUAUAAUCAACAACAGAUUUCCAAUAAUAAAAUGAGAUAUAAUGAAUACAAGCUGGAUGAAAAUACUUUACCACAAAGUGGCAAUGGUGUAAUUCAAAAACCUGUAAAAAUGGAUGGUGUCAUGACAAUGUAUAUAGUCGCCCUAAUUGGAGGCAUAAGUGCCGCGGUUACCGUCGGUUUGAUCUCUGUUGGAAUUGGCUGGUAUACGCUACAAAGAAAAGCAAAAGCAGCUGCUGAUAUCGAUUAUCCAGCAUAUGGUGUUACUGGACCGAAUAAGGACUCAUCUCCAUCGGGCGACAAAAGAUUAGCCCAUAGCGCUCAUAUGUACCACUACCAGCAUCAGAAACAACAAAUUAUAGCAAUGGAAAACCAUAACGCCGUGGAUAAGAAUAAAAUGCAUUCAGAGGCGGAAAGCGAAGACGACAACGAAGAAGGGGACUAUACUGUGUACGAAUGUCCUGGAUUAGCACCGACAGGUGAAAUGGAAGUUAAAAAUCCUUUAUUUUUGGACGAUGCUCACGGAGGCGCUUUGGCCGCUACGACGACAAUCACAGAUGUUAGCGUACCAACAAUAGGAAAUAAUCAACUUUAAUCGCAUUGAAUGAAAAUGGAAUAAAAUGGAAUGAAAUAAACUGUAUGGAAUCAAAUAAUCCAAAUAAUCCAUUGACAUAAUCGACAGUCGUUGUGCUGGUUGUGGUUGACAAUGUCAAGCCAUCAUUGACAAAUUGAGUAUGUUCUCUGUUGGGAGAUAUGAUCGCAAUGGCUGCGUGAAUUAUAAAAAGUUAAAUAAAAACCAUUCUGGCCAUGAAAAGCUGUCAUUACUGUAUACUCUAAUUGUAGCCAUUAUAGCCAUGUUUUCAAUGGAUGUCGGUGUAUUGCUUGAACGGUAUAUAAAUUAAAUAAAAAGAGUAGACAUUUCGUAUUGAGUUCAAUAAUUUCCUAGACAAAUCAUUUAAAUACCUUUAACUUGCUGUAAAAAGAUUGAAAAAUUGUUGAGCAGUUCAAAAGUCACAUUUUAAAGAAUGGGUUUGCUCGGCAAACAGGACAGAAAUGAGUAAACGCAUUAUAAAGUAAGUUACAUCUAAAUCGACAUCUAGCUAAUCGGACAUACCAGUAAUGCGACAGGAAUAAUUGGACAUUUUUGUAAACAUCGAGUUUGGAACCCAAACCCAAAUAUUGAAAGUCACCACCAGAGGGCGACACUGUAUCACUGUCAUCGCGAAUAUCCAAUUACAUGUCACAAUCGCCUCUAAGGGCAUCCGCACCAAUGCGUUACUAUUCAUGGUUUCUAGUCUCGAGUUUUAGCCGUUGCCAAUUUAUUAACUCAUCGAUUUGCGCACCCGUCGUUGCUAUCGCGGUUGCUAUAGUAUCACUUCUUUUUCGCACCGCAGGUUGCUAAAUACGAUUGCUAUUACUAGAAAAAAUGACAAGUGUCAGUUAAUUCUCUUUUCGUCGCGUUCAUUUUUUGGUAGAUAAAUGUAAUAUAUACACUUCCAAAAUAAUAUUUCAGAGCAAAAUCACAAAAAACGAACACAAGACGAAUGAAACCCACAACAGAUGUUUGACGUUUGUUCAAAAUAGCAACACUUGGCUCGGUUGCUAUCGUACAACGAGCAACUUAUCGCCCAUAAUUUGACAAGUUUCGUACAUUAAGCAGAUUGUUUACAUAAUUUCAGGCGUUUUUAUUGCUCUUGUGUACGAUGAACAACAAAAUUUGUUGCCUGUUGCGCAUUGCAGCUUGCUAGUUGCUUGUUGCUCCGAUGUGCGAGCCGCCUAAAGUGCGCUACACAUAGAACGUCCCGUCACCGUGAAGUCAACGUAAAGGAAUAAAAUGUCAAAUAUUCUUCCAUGGAAAUCGUAUGGUAGCAUUCACAUAUACAAUCACCGGCAACUUUGACGUCGGCAAAAUAAGUCCAAGAGAAUAGUUGACGGCACGGUGACGGUGACGCUGUAUGUGUAGCGCACUUAAUGCGACACUGAGUGGUGCCUCGAUAUGUCGAAUUAGAUGUAACUUACUGUACUUCAAAAAUGAAAAAAAUAUACUGUUUUGAACUGUUUUGGUCUUGUUAAAAACGGAAGCUUUCCAAAAACUAUAUAAAAAAUUACGAUCACUAUGAACUCGACACCUCAGAAACAAAGGACAAAAUUGAAGUGCAAACAAAGUCUAGAAGGUCCAGCAGUUUAACAAUAACAAGUUUUCUAAAAUGGAUAUAUUUGGUAGAAAAGACUAUUUUCUCAUUACCCUAAUUCAGAAAUCAAUCAAUUAAACAACAAAAAAAUGGACUAAAAUUUUCAUUAUAGUUUGAGCUUCUUUCAGAUAUCUAUUUUUUUUAUUGAUUUUCUGUGCCUGAGGUAAGAAAAAAGGUUGCUGGGAAAUUUGUUUUUAUGUUCAAAAUUUUAUGUUCAAUAAAAUUAAUUUUACAAGCAAACGUACGCGAGGGCUUUCAGAAUGGUAUGCACCACGCACAUAUUUAUCUGGAAACCUGGAAAGUUUUUUCUUCGCACUUGUUUUAUUUUAUGUUUGUGGGCAGAGUUUCAUUUCGAAGAUAAAUUCUUCACUAUAAGUUUCACUAAAUUACAAAAGUAUCAAGCAUUAAGAUUAGCACUACAGCAUGUUCAAAGUAACGUCAAUCAAGUAUUACAGUGCAAACAUAUAGUUUUGUUUUGCAACACAUAGGAUGCUUCCGAUAAUAAUACGAACCAUUUACAAAUCAUCUUCCUUUGCGUACAACUUUGAAUUGGUUUCAAUAUAUAUUAUUGAACUUCGAUUAAUCACGAUGUCGUAGAUUCUGCUGAUUCACGAAAUGUAUGUGACCAAAGUUUGUUGGUCGAUCUCGAAUAAAAAAUCACAAAUAUAUCAAGGUAUUUAAAUGUUUUUGUAUGAUAGGCGAGUCAGAUUAAGAAGACCUUAAAAAGGGUCGCUUGAUGAUAUUCCACAGUCACGCAACCAUACAAGAUGCAUCAAUGAAUAUAAUCAAAAUAUCUAUUAAGAUUGUGAAAAGGAUAAAAGAAAGGAACACUAAGAAAAGCGUCAAACUAAUGGACAGCAACAAAUAACAAAGCAGUUACAUUGUUGUUUUAAUUAUUAGUUUCUUGUUGUUGACACCGGGAUUUGGAACUCUUACUCUUGAUUAUCACUUAGCUAAUGGUCACUGUAACUAUAUUGACAUUAAUAAAACUAUUUUAUAUACAUUUCAAA